Vicia faba (fava bean) is the source of this 1266-nucleotide messenger RNA. The record is from the annotation of a GenBank genome assembly. NCBI's taxonomy places the organism in Eukaryota, Viridiplantae, Streptophyta, Magnoliopsida, Fabales, Fabaceae.
AUGGCCUCUUCAUCACAAUUUGUUGUCAAAGCACAUUUCAACGGUGAGACAUACAUUUGUCCCACAGUUGGGUUUUUGUUUAGAAACACCGACAACGUUCGAUUUCUCUUAAACGGGAAAGCAAAUUUCUCGUACUUCAAGAAAAGAUUGGAGGCCAAACGUGAACGAGGCCCGGUAUCCCAGAUAUUUUAUCAGAAUCCAGUUUUUUUUGGAAACAGCCAAGUAAUUUUUUAUAAGGUUGAAGUUCAAGAUGACGAGGAUCUCCAGAACAUGAUUUCCAGCCAUGUCUAUUUUGGAUACGAUUCUAUUGAGUUGUACGUUUUGCUUCAAGAGCCUCCGGUGACACAGGAGGUAGAGCCUCCGGUGACACAGGAGGUAGAGCCUCCGGUGACACAGGAGGUAGAGCCUCCGGUGACACAGGAGGUUGAUCCUUUGGAGAAUGAACAAGAUGAGGUAGAUGCAGUUGAUGAUGAAGAAGAAGAUAACGAGUUAGAGUUUGAUGAAAUGGUGAACGACGAUUCUGACGAUGAUGGCAUCCCAAGUAUUCCUACUGACAAAAUCUACACACCACCUCCGCACAUGACAAACUUCAACAUGGGUGGAGAUGAACCUUCUACUAACUUGUUUUUCCAACCGUAUAUGCAGUCGGAUGAAAAUUUAAAAGAGAAGGACAAGUUUCGUAACAGAGAGGAAUGCAUCAGGGCCAUCAAAAAAUUUCACAUGCUCAACUCGGUUGAUUUUAAGGUGGAUCGUGUAAACCCAGAAAGAUACAAGAUCAAGUGUGUCCACCCUGACUGUAUGUUCAAGCUGACCGCAUCAUACAGAUUAAGGGGUGACUGCUGGGUCAUAGGUUCCAUGACUACCCAUACUUGUGUAAGUUCCACUCAAUCACAAGACCACCGAAAACUCAACCAUGAUCUAAUCUGUCAAGAAAUCCUACCCCUGGUCAGCAACGACCCUUCUUUGAAGGUGAAAACAAUCAUCUCCCACAUCACCACGGUUUUUAACUACACUCCAUCUUACCGUAAGGCGUGGUUAGCAAAGACUAAGGCGAUUGAAAGGGUGUACGGAAACUGGGAGGAGUCCCACGAGGGGCACUUAGUGCUAUUUAUAGUGAUUGGAAAAUCACAAGACUCGAGGUCAUUUAAUGUCUCAGACAAGAGUGGGGCACGUGGCGCUCAUUUGGUGAUGAGGCCGUUCUGCAGAACGGAAGUGAUGCAGCGUGCGUCCUCGAUUUCGGGGAAUCGUCAUGAUGACAAUCUGUGA